Rattus norvegicus (Norway rat) is the source of this 4102-nucleotide messenger RNA. Lineage: Eukaryota; Metazoa; Chordata; Mammalia; Rodentia; Muridae. The record is from RefSeq and is a predicted model, not a curated record.
GAGUGGGUCCCACAGCUUCCUAGUGCCCUUUGCUGAGGCGGCAGCUGGCUGUUGGCUCCCCCUCAGCUCCUGGCUCGGCAGUUGCGGGAGCGCGCAGGCGCGGCUUGCAGCUCUGCUUGCGAGAAGUAGCGGAGCAGGGCUAACGAGAAUCGUCAUUCAAGACCUGUCAGAAGCCACAAGAAAAAAAAUGGGAAGAGAAUGCUGGGAUCAAAGAUGCACUCCAUCCACCCUGCUGAUUAGAUUUAGUUUGACUGAAGAGAAAGAUGCAUGAUUAAAUUAUGAUGCAUGGAAUUUACAUACCGCGCAAGUAAGACAUUUUCAGAAAAACAAAGUAUAUAAAAAUAAAUGCAUCUUUUCCCCAUAAAAGUUUUCCUCACGGGAGAAAAAGCAAACUCAGUCCUAAAACGCUACCCAAGAGCAAAUGGGCUUUUUGAAGAAAUAAGACAGGGCAACAUCGAGCGUGAGUGCAGAGAAGAAGUCUGCACAUAUGAAGAAGCCAGAGAGGCUUUUGAAAAUCAUGAAAAAACCAAGGAGUUUUGGAGCACCUACACAAAAGCACAACAAGGAGAAACCAACAGAGGAAGUGACUGGUUUCAAUUUUAUCUUACUUUUCCACUAAUCUUUGGCCUCUUCAUUAUUCUCCUUGUCAUUUUCUUAAUCUGGAGAUGCUUUCUAAGAAACAAAACUCGGAGACAGACAGUGACUGAAAGCCACAUUCCUUUCCCUCAACAUCUUAACAUCAUUACUCCACCUCCUCCACCAGAUGAAGUCUUUGAUAGCAGUGGAUUGUCUCCAGGGUUUUUGGAAUAUGUUGUUGGGCGCUCAGAUUCAGUUUCCACUCGCCUUUCCAACUGUGAUCCCCCACCGACAUACGAGGAAGCCACUGGCCAGGUGAAUCUGAGAAGGAGUGAAACAGAACCUCAUUUAGACCCACCACCAGAAUAUGAGGAUAUAGUCAACUCCAGUUCAGCCAGUGCCAUCGCUAUGGUGCCUGUGGUCACCACCAUCAAAUGAAGCUGUAAAUCUUUUUUUUUUACUUUAAUCAUUUCUAAAAUACUAAUGGAAAAACUUUCUAGCACUUUAAUACUACAGAAAUGUGCAUUGACUUAUUUUAUUAGACUCUUAGAGCAUACCACUUCACAUUUACUGGUUUGAUUUAUCUUUGGUUUUGUUUGUUAUUAUAAAAUUAUUAACUGUGUUUGUUUUUUUACAAGAGGAAACAUGAAUGAAAGACAUAUCAGUGGCAGUCUUUAUGUGCCGUAAGGAAUACACAUGUAUGCAUAUAGCCACAUAUAUACCAUCUAAUUUAUGUACAACUAACUUCUACUACACCACCAAUAAAAACAGCAUUACUCACAAAAAUUAAAAAGUCAGGGGGCACAAACAGUGUAUGUGAUAGACAGCAACAUGCAUGUUUUCUAAUUAAAGACAUUGGUUAACCUCCUAUUUCUCUUUCAUGAAAGGAAAAAUAUGCAUGGAUUCAUCCUCAAUUUUAGAAACAUCUCACAGAGAAAGACAGAGACAGAGCAUGUAGCAUUUACUAUAUGUACUUGAUUGUAAUAUAUAACAAGGAAAUCAUUGAUCAUUAGUGGCAUUUAGCUCAUUUUGUACUAGGGUUUUUCUUCUUGGCUGAUAACCUAACAUUGUCCCAUUAAAAUUUUCUUAACAUCUUUGGAUGUUUUAUGCCACUCAUAUUAAUAUUUUGCUUGCAAGUAUUUCUAGGUAAUUAAAUAAUAUUUAUGUUAAUGACAAGGAGUAGGUAUUGACUACUCCAUUGCUCAUUGUGUGGUUAGCAAUAAUGUUCUUAUACUAAUUUUUAUUCUCAUUGCUACUACAGACUCUCCAUUUAGACUCAAGAAUUUAGCCAAAAUCAAUUUUGAAUCAUUUUCUUAAUGUUUUGCACAGGUUAAAAAUCUUAUUCUCAAAAUUGUUAGUACAGAAUUUUUCACUUAUUUAUAAGCUGUGACUUUUGUGUUAAAGUUCUGUUGAUAGGUUACACAGUACCUGCCAUAGUAGAUGCACAUUAAAUCUAGUUUAGUUCCACAUAUAUCUCAUUAUGUUGCUGUUUUAUAUUCUAUCCUUUUAGCUGCAGUCGUUUUUGCUUCUUUUCCUUAGAGGAGAGAGGGAGUAGGUUAUGAAUGAAUUGCCAAAAUAAACUAUUUCAGAAAGAAUAGAAAAAAGAUCAAAUGAGAUGGCAUGUAUACAAGUAAUUUUUCAGUAUGAAGAACUAUUUAAUUCUAAGAUCCUGAUAUUAUUAUUGUGCUUCAGGGUGACAUUUCUCCUUGUUUCGCUAUAAUUGCAUCAGAGCUUUACAUAAUGAGAAAUAGAACAGGCUGCUCCAUGAAUAGUUAAUAUUCUGCUAAGCUGAAUGUAUGGGCUAUUACUUGUCUUUACACAUAAUCUGGACUAUACAAAAGCUGUGCCUAUUUAAGUAUACUUCCCAGUGCUGUAUUGGAUGAAGUAAUGCUGGAAUUUACACUAAAGUACAUGAAUUAAUAGGUCUGCUAGGUGAAAAGGGUAUUUGUAUCUUGAUAAUGGUCUCAGCAUGACAAUAUUGCUUUAAAUAUUUUCCCUACUAUAUAAUAAUUGUUUCUAAUUAAAUUUGAGGUUGGAGACAUUUGAUCCAGUGUACAAGACUAGUUAUGGAUUGAUUAUCACUGAAAAUUAAGGCUGUGUGUGUGUGUGUGUGUGUGUGUGUGUGUGUGUGUGUGUGUGUGUUACGAAUAUUAGGCUUUAGAUGAGACCAGCAAUUUUCAAAUUGUAGCCCAUAAACCCUAGGAGUUUUCUGACAUUCUUCCAUGGAAUCUGUGAAAUCAAAAUAUUUUCAUCCUAUUUGUUUCUUUAUUCAAGUUCUCUCAAAACAGAGUUAAAAAAUGGAAAACAAUAGUAUUCACACACAUCUUUUUACAAAGACAAUUUAGCUAUUUUUCAUAAAAAUGUAAUUUGUAUUAGCAUAUUUUUUUAAUUUUUGGCUGAAUGACUGCUUUAACUUUUUUCAGUUCAUUUCUAACAUGUUAAAUAUCGAUAGACAUAAUCUCAAAAACAAAAGUUCUUUGGAGUCUAGAUUCCCCCAAGAAUUUAAGGAGGGAUCUAGAAUCCAAAAUUUUAAGAACUGUAGGAUUGGACAAAAUAACAAGACAUCCUCUCACUACGUUAGGCUUUUGUUCUUAUAAAAUUGCUUUAUAUUUUGUAGUCUCAGUAUUGGAUUGACCACUUUCUGAAAUAGAAUAAUGAAUGAUGGUUCUUGAAACAAAAGCUAAAUAAAUUGAUCUGUAAUGAUAGCUGUUUAGAUUGUUGGUCAGUAAAAACACUAUUUCAUAGUAAUUAAUAGCUGCACUAACCAUAAAUUUCAUGGCAGCUUGCUAUGAUAAGAGUAUAAUCAAAAUAUUACUUCAUGAAAUCUUAUUUUACACUUUUUGUUGCGUUUGAGUACAGUUUAUGUUUCAUACUUUUAAAAUCCCCUUUGCUACCCCUUCUGGUUUUAUAAACUGAGAUUCUCAACAUUUAUGAUAUAAUUAAGGGGCUUAUCUGGAAUAAUGUAUAUUUUUAUGCUUUGCCUUUCCUACCUGGUUGAUACUGCAUUUGCCUUUCAUCAUUUUUAAUGAAGAUUUAUUUUUGCAGAGUAUACUUAGUACCUUUCUAAGCAGUAAGUAAAUGGAAUUAAACAAUUUAUAUUUCAAUAAAAUGAUCUGCUCAAGGUUCCUGCAGUAUAUUGAUUUUCAAACCUCCACCUACAUUGUUUCUGUCUGGAAUCCUUAAAUGGGUACUUUUUGCUUUCCUGCUCUAAAUGUCACAAUGAAUUAUAUAUGUUUUAAAUAAAUAAGAUAACUGCUUCUUUUCCUGUUGACUAAUAAAAAAGGGAGAUGUUAUGUUUGUUGAUUGCUAAUGAUAACUUCAAGAUUGAUGAUCUGACCCAGUAACUACAGAGGUAGCUUUAACUUCGUUCUGUAUUAAUAGCGUGUAUUUUAUUACAGUACUUCACAUUUUCAAAUGCUUGAUUUACAUUAAAUUAUCAUAUUUAACUUUUUAUGUUUAUACUAGAUACAAUUUUCUUAUGUUUCUGUGUUUUUGGUAUGCUAAAUAAAGCUAUUUUUAAACCCAA